AUGAAUACACACCAGCCCGUCUCGUCUGCCAUUGAGGGCGUCGAGUUUGGCUUCCUCGCGGCCAGCGACAUCCGCGCGCUCUCGGUGAAGCGCAUCACCAAUCCGACCACCUUCGAUACGCUGCUACACCCUGUGGCUGGAGGUCUACAUGAUGCUGCACUCGGCGCCUUCCUCGACAACCCAUGCACCACAUGUGGCCUCACGACCUUUCUCGGCUGCCCUGGCCAUUGUGGCCAUAUCGAGCUGCCCGUACCGGUCUACCAUGUCACGUUCAUGGAUCAGUUGCUGCGGCUGCUGCGCGGCAAGUGCGUCUAUUGCCAUCAGUUCAAGCUUGCCCGUGUACAGAUCAACGAAUAUGUCUCGAGGCUGCGAUUGAUUCGAUGUGGGUUGGUCCGGGAAGCAAAUGAGAUGCAUGAGCACAUCGACAUCAACAAGGGCAAGACUGGCAAGAAGAAUGUGCAGGACUCGGACUCUGACGACGAUCACGAGGACAUUGUCGGACAACGAAACAACUAUGUCAAGAAGUGCAUGAAGCGCGCGGGCAUUUCCAAGCAUGAUGCGCGGUCGGUGCGCGAAAAGAAUGACACCAUUGCAGAGGCGCGGAGACAAGUGCUGAAAGAAUUCUAUCAGCAACUCGUGGCAGGCAAAAAAUGCAGGAAUUGUCAGGGUAUCAAUCCAACAUACCGCAAAGACCGAGGCAUCAAGGUCUUCCAAAAAAAUCUCAGCGCAAAGGAGAAGGCGCAGAUGGCUGCAGCUGAAAAGCGUUUUUCUAAUCCUCUAGACAUCUUGGCCCGACGAGAAGCAAAGGCGAAGAAGCAGACUGUGCAUGCCGAUGAGGGUGUAGCAGAUCUGGAUCCACAAGAUGAGGAGGAUGAUGAGGGCAUUGAUCUGGAUGACAUGCAAGAAGCCGAUGGGUCACUAGUCGCAACAGAGUCGCGGACUACGAAAAGGUCAGGGACGGCCGUCGAUUCUGGGGAUAACGCCCAGGAAUAUAUCACAGCUGCAGAAGUCAGGGCGGCCAUGGUCCUGCUCUUCGAGCACGAGUCCGAGAUGGUACGCCUGCUAUACAGUCCCUACGGCUCAAAGUCACUCGUCGAUGUGACCGCAGACAUGUUCUUCAUGGAAGCCAUCAUCGUACCACCCAACAGAUAUCGCCUGGAAGAUAAGACUGGAGACUCGAUUGCUGAAUCGCCCAAGAAUUCGCUUUACAAGGCCAUCCUGAAUGCUUGCGAAUCCAUGCGCCAGAUCAGCAAUGAAAUGAAGGGCCAGGCGAACGAGGGUGGAUACCGACAGCGGAAUUUCGAUGACCUCCAGACGCAAUGGGUGACUCUACAAGGUUCGGUCAAUGCUUUGAUUGAUCGCGAUGCGAACCCAGUACAGGGCCGAGCCGCCGCCACCACCGCAGACGGUAUCAAACAGCGUCUCGAGAAGAAGGAAGGCCUGUUUCGUAAGAACAUGAUGGGCAAACGUGUCAAUUUUGCUGCCCGUUCUGUUAUUUCGCCCGACCCCAACAUUGAAACCAAUGAGAUCGGUGUUCCGCCAGUCUUCGCCAUGAAGCUUACCUACCCAGAGCCAGUCACCAAUCACAACUUCUAUGAUCUAAAGGAGGCUGUACUGAACGGGCCAGACAAGUGGCCUGGAGCGCAUGCCGUUGAGAACGAAUUUGGACAAGUCAUCUUGCUCAAGAAGAAAAACUACGAGGAACGACUGGCAUUGGCGAACCAGCUGCUUGCACCCUCAAGCUCUUACUCGAAUGGGUCGAAGAACAAGAAGGUGCACCGGCAUCUCAAUAACGGCGAUGUUGUGAUUAUGAACCGCCAACCGACUCUGCACAAGCCAUCGAUGAUGGCCCACAGAGCUCGCGUACUUCCAGGCGAAAAGACGAUUCGCAUGCACUACGCCAACUGUAACACCUAUAACGCUGAUUUCGAUGGUGACGAGAUGAAUAUGCAUUUUCCUCAGAAUGAGCUCGCUCGCGCUGAAGCUAUGACUGUCGCAGACACGGAUCAUCAAUAUCUUUCGGCAACUGCCGGUAAGCCUUUGCGUGGUCUGAUUCAAGAUCACAUCUCCAUGGGAGUCUGGCUGUCGAACAAGGAUACCUUCUUCACUCGUGAAGAGUAUCAUCAGUUACUGUACUCUUGCCUACGACCCGAAGAUGGUCAUACUACGUCGGGUAGGGUCGAAACCGUAGAGCCUGUCAUCUGGAAGCCACGUCCGCUCUGGACUGGUAAGCAGCUCAUCACCACUGUUCUGAAGAAUAUCAAACCUGCGGAAUACCAGCCUUUGACACUUGUCUCGAAAUCCUCGACCCAAGGAGCACUCUGGGGAUCGAACAGUGAGGAGAACAACGUGAUUAUAAAGGAUGGUAUGCUACUAUGCGGUAUCAUGGACAAGGCUCAGAUUGGUCCUGCUCCUGGUGGCUUAAUCAAUGGCAUCUUUGAAGCUUACGGUGAAACAAUUGCUGGACGAGCUUUGAGCAUCAUUGGACGACUCCUCACCAAGUUACUCCAUAUGCGUGCAUUCUCCUGCGGCGUCGAAGAUCUAAUUUUAACAGAAGAAGGAGAUCAGGCGCGUUUAGCAGAGCUUCGAAAAGCCGAGAAAGUUGGGUUUGAGGUGGCAGCCAAAUACGUUACAAUGGACACGGCAAAGAUCGAUGCAAACAAUCCAGAGCUCCGCCGACGUCUCGAAAGCGUUCUUCGCGACGAUACUAAGCAACAUGGAUUGGAUCUGCUCACGAAUACCGCCAACGGUCAAAUUUCUACCGCUGUCACUGCUGCCUGUUUGCCGAACAAGCUCAUCAAAGCUUUCCCCAAGAACCAGAUGCAAGCUAUGACAGGCUCCGGAGCUAAGGGAAGUAUGGUCAACGCCAAUCAAAUUUCCUGCAAUCUUGGUCAGCAAGUUCUGGAAGGUCGGCGAGUACCGAUUAUGGUCAGUGGUAAAUCGCUACCAUGCUUCAAGCCCUUCGAGACGAGCGUUCGUGCAGGUGGUUACAUUGUCAACCGUUUCUUGACUGGCAUCCGACCCCAAGAGUACUAUUUCCAUAUGAUGGCUGGCCGCGAAGGUUUAAUCGAUACUGCAGUCAAGACAUCGCGUUCCGGGUAUCUUCAGCGCUGUAUCGUCAAGGGCAUGGAGGGACUCAAGGUUGAAUACGACACAUCGGUCCGCGAUUCAGAUGGUUCCAUGGUCCAGUUCUUGUACGGUGAAGACGGUCUGGACAUCACGAAACAGAAGUACCUCAAGGAUUUCAAGUUCCAGGCACAGAACUUUUUGUCUCUUGCUCAAGCACUGCAAACUCAAGAAGCGUUCGCGCAAGUCUUCAGUCCCGAGGCGGCAGAACACAACAAGAAAGCAGCCAAGAAGGCUCGAAAGGGCGAUGUCACGGCUAUGGAUCCAUACUGUGAAAAGAAUCCGGACAAGUUGCUCAAGAAUAAGAAGAAGGACCCAGAAGGUGAGAUUCUGAAGAAGAGUUUCGAGCAAAUGCUGGACCUGAAGUAUCUCCGAUCGCUUGUUGAGCCUGGCGAAGCAGUAGGCGUCGUUGCUGGCCAGUCGAUCGGUGAGCCUUCGACACAGAUGACGCUCAACACUUUCCAUUUGGCUGGUCACUCCGCAAAGAACGUCACGCUCGGUAUCCCACGUCUGCGAGAAAUCGUAAUGACGGCUAGUGCGAAGAUUUCCACGCCUGCUAUGCAGCUUUUCCCCCACCCAGAGCUCUCCAAGAAGGACAACGAGAAAUUUGCGAAGAGUAUCUCUCGUCUGCCACUCUCUUCUGUUUUGGACAAGGUCACCGUGACUGAGACUUCUGGGCCGGGUACACAAUUUUCUCAGGCAAGGAGCUAUAAGAUCCGCCUCGACUUCUACCCUUCCAAGGAGUACACUCAAGAGUAUGCCAUCAAUGUACGCGACGUCGCAGAGUCCAUCGAACAAAAGUUCACUCCGCGUCUCCAGAAAAUCAUACGUGCAGACUUGAAGAAGAAGGGAGAGAACAAGUCAUUGUCUACAGCCAAGUCCGCCGGUAUUCCCACAAUCGGUGAGGCUUCUGGUACCACUGAACAGCAAACUCUCCAUGGUGGUGACGAGGCGGUCGAUCGCGAGGGCGGUCGUGAUGACGAUAACAGUGACGAUGGAGAGGGCGAAGGCGACACAACUGCUGCCAAGGAACGAGGCAGACGAGACGACAGUGUCGGCUACGAAGAGCCUGAAGAGGAAGAGCAGGCCUUCAACGACAGGCUCGAUCGCGAGGAAGCCAGCGAAGAUGAUGAAACUUACGGGGGUAGUCCCCGGCCCUCGCGCGCAGCUACUCCCGAAUCCGACUCUGACGAUGAAGACGAACAAAUGCUCGUCCCUAGCGACGAAGCCUCGGAUAUUCGCAGAGACCGCAUCAUGAACAAGAAUCCCGACGUCUUCGACUUCACCUUUGACGACCGCAAGGGCGCUUUCUGCGAGAUCACCUUUGAAUUCUCGACGGCUACCCCUAAGCUCCUGAUGCUGCACCACGUCGAAUCCGCCGCCACCUUUGCAACCAUUCACGUCAUUCCCGGCAUCACCGCCGCGCAAUUCGCCGCAGAAGGCGACGAACCCGUCAUCAACACCGACGGCAGCAAUCUCCUCGCCAUGCGCGAGUACUACCACAUCAUCGACGUAAACCGCAUCUUCACCAACGACAUCGUCGCCAUGCUGCAACUCUACGGCGUAGAAGCUUGCCGCGCGACCAUUGUCCGCGAAAUGCACGGCGUCUUCGCCGGCCACGGUAUCAGCGUCGACCAGCGCCAUCUCAAUCUCAUUGCCGACACGAUGACCAAGGGCGGAGGCUUCACACCCUUCAACCGCAUCGGCCUCAGAGGCAACGUCAGUCCGUUUAUGAAGAUGAGUUUUGAAACCACGGUUGGCUUCCUCAAGGACGCAGUGCUAGAGCGCGACUGGGACGAUUUGAAGAAUCCUAGCGCGAGGAUCGUGGUGGGCAGACUUGGUGGGAUUGGCACUGGCGCAUUUGAUGUGCUUGCCCCGGUCCGUGUUGUUGAUCCGCUGAAGCAGGCGGUUGAGGAGGUGGAGGAGGUGGUUGAGGGCGUGGAAGAGUCGGCGGUGCAAGACGAGGAGGAGGAUGAUGUCGAGAUGAAUGAUGCGUAA
Plenodomus lingam JN3 is the source of this 5124-nucleotide messenger RNA. The record is from RefSeq and is a predicted model, not a curated record. NCBI's taxonomy places the organism in Eukaryota, Fungi, Ascomycota, Dothideomycetes, Pleosporales, Leptosphaeriaceae.